AUCACCAACACACACGCGUUUUCAGCAGAGUGUCUCGACAUCCACAAAUAAGCGUCAGGGGCUUACAACACGUCGCAUCUACGCAUACAUAGCGUCUUCAACUCUACAAACAUCACGCCUCCUUAAGACACCUCACCCACUGCUUUGCUCCCUUCCUUCGCCCCACCAGCAGCAACAUCGCCGCCCUCCCCACCAGUGGCAGCAGCACCAGCAGCCCCAGCCACAGGUGGGGGCUCACCAGCAGCCCGGGCCGCCGGCGGGGGCUCCUCCUUCUUCACCUCUCCUACUUGCGCAGCACCCACAACCUCGUCAGCGGCCGUGUCAGGCGCGCUAUUGAUUGGCUGCUCGGGCGCCUUCGCCACCUUUCCCUCCUCGGCCGCUGCUUUGUCAGGCUGGUUGCCGGGCUCCUCCUCUGGUUCACCCCCGCCCUCCUCGUGGGGAUGUUGCGCCUCCUCGUUGUUGCCCUCCUCCGGCUGCUCGUCCGCAUCCUCAUUCCGCACCUCGUGUAGGAUCUCGACGCCCUCAGGCGCAUCACCAUCACCGCCGCCGAUGUGCACCGACAGCCCGGGGGCGAUUGGAAUGGCGCCGUCGCGUCCCGCAUGCAGGACGGCUGCCCCUCUGCUGCCUGGGACGCCCAGCAGUGAGAUGACGAAGCCAGCGUCGUCUGCCUCCUUGGCGCGGAUGUCCUCGGCCUUGGCCAGCACCGUGAUGUUCCACAGCGAGCCGACAUGAGGCUGACCCCUGAAGCAACCAAACAGGAAGGAAUGAUGAUUUGUUGUUAUGUACUGCUACCAUGUGGUUCUCCCGCAUACCUUCUGCCGAAGGCCAUGAGAGUGGCCUCGAAAGCGAUCAAGUCACCUGCACGCAGAGGAAGAGAAAGACAACAGCUCAUCGUAAGCAAUCUAUUCUUCAACUCUCUGCUGCUCACUGACCCACCGAGCGUCAGGUCCGACACCUGUCGAUUCAGGUCACUGGAGAACAUCAGACCUGACACACCCAUCCCAACAGCCAGUGAGGGGCGAGGGCGUUGUGGUUGUUGCUCUGUGUGCGUGUAUGGGCGCCCAAGGGCGCAUGUGCGGAUGCCUACCAAGGUCAGGGACGUGGUGCAGGGCCGGGAACUGGGGCGGAUUCAUCUCGACGUAGAGGAUGUUCUUCGUCCACAAACCUGACACAAACAAACAAACGACACUCAAUAUGCAUGCUGCUUUGUUGCGCCCUUCGGUGUGACCUUCUCUGAUCUUCGCGACGCUUCCCUCCCAUGUGACUGUCCGGCCCUUGAAAAGAUCGUUGAAGGCCGUAGUGGCGUGGAUCGGGUUGCCCAGGUAGCUACGAUAACUACACACACGAGAAACGGCACAUACACGCAUUUAUAAUAUCUGCACGGAUCAGGUCGUAGUUUGGCCAUUCUCACCCGCAGUGGCUGAUAAAGUCGUGCCACGUCCUUUCCGUCGGAGGACCUGCACACAAUGGGCCAACGCACCAUACGCCAUUCAACCAUCCGUAUGUGGGUCUUUGCUUGUGCGUCUGCGGACCUCUCUCGAUCUCUUCUCUCAUCAAGAAGAAGCCGGUCCACCUCAGCAAGGCAAACACGAAUAUCAGGCCCAGGAUAAUGCCCAGCGUCGCCACGUAUCGCCUCGCCAACACCACUGCACAGCCGCCACAUCGAAAAGUCAUCACCUGACACACGCACACACAGGGACAGAGCGCGGUCACGUGUGUGUCGCCUGUGGGUGUGCCGAUGAUGCCCACCUCUUUCUUGAAUGAGGGGAACUGGAUGCGCUGUUUUCGGGCUAUUGUGUUGAUGCACCGAGGGCAAAAAUGAACGGAGUCCUGACAGACAAACGACACAGACCAUUCGUCCCUCAUCGGUGCUUGCGUGUGUCCUCCUGGUUGUGUGUUGGUUGCCUGGAAUAUGGGCCAGAGGAAGGGUAUGACGCAGAAGGCCGGCCAUCCCACCACAAUGACAAUCACAAACGACAUCAGAAAGGUCACCCAACUGUUCUGCAGCUCAACAUGGGUCACCACAUGCUGACCAUACGAACAAACACCGAAGCGCAUCAGUACGGAGCGCGGUGGCUGCACGAGGCGCCUGUGUGUGCGUCUACCUGAGUGCAGUAGGGGCACCAGCACUUGACAGGCUGAUCACCGAACUCGACGCUCUGAUUCGGAUCCUCAGGAGCUGAUCACCCGAUGACGACAACAGAUGGCAGUAGACAAUGGCAGCGAUGGCCAUACCUUCCGGUUUUCACGUGCAUGUGCUUGCGUCAUGCCGCCUAGAGCGUACCUGGAUCAACACUGAACGCGAAUGGUCCUCGAGACCACGUGGUACCACGAGCGCGAGGCUCAGCGUCCAAAUCCAUUGUGCGCCAAGCCAGUCAACCCUGAAACACUUGGAUAAUCCCACUCCGGAAAGAUCUAAGCGCGUG
Messenger RNA from Vitrella brassicaformis, 2426 nucleotides. NCBI's taxonomy places the organism in Eukaryota, Vitrellaceae. The record is from the annotation of a GenBank genome assembly.